This is a messenger RNA of Brassica napus (rape), 640 nucleotides long. RefSeq names its product major pollen allergen Ole e 10-like. The transcript is spliced from 2 exons. NCBI's taxonomy places the organism in Eukaryota, Viridiplantae, Streptophyta, Magnoliopsida, Brassicales, Brassicaceae. The coding region runs from base 116 to 475 and encodes 119 amino acids. The record is from RefSeq and is a predicted model, not a curated record.
UUUCUAUUAAAGAUAUAACAAUCUAUACUCAUACAUAAUAAUCUUACAAAAGUUUCAUCAAUACCUCAAGUUUUUUAAAAUUCUCGCGUCUAACAUAUAUCAUCUACAAGCAGACAUGGUGGCAACAACAAUGUCUUUAUCAUUGACAGUGCUCUUCUUCUUCCUCCUCAUAUCAACAGUAUCCAUGGCCCAAAGAAAUGUAUGGUGUGUGGCGAAUUCUGAUGCGACAGCUGAACAACUACAAGAUACUAUAGAUUGGUGUUGCAGCGACUCAGGAGGUUUUCGCGAUUGUACACCGAUCCAACCAGGUGGAGUCUGCUACGAACCAAACACUCUCAGAGAUCAUGCGUCGUUUGUGAUGAACUUGUAUUACCAGAACGAAGGUUCCACCAAGGCGCAAUGCGAUUUCAGUGGUACUGGCACUGAAGUUCAUGACGACCCAAGCCAUGGCCCGUGUAUUUAUGUGCAUUAUUAACAACAUAUAUAUAUAUGUAUGUAUGCCGUGUCAUGCUUACUAUUUCGGGAGUUCAAGCUAAUAUUCUGAUGAUAUGAUAUUUUACUAGUUGAUGUCCCGCACCUUGUGCGGAUUAUUAUAUCUAUACAUCUAACAAUUUUUAAUUCUAAAAUUUAUUUUUAUAAA